AUGGCGGAAGCCUUCGGCGUUGUCGUCAGCGCCUUCACCGUCGUCGAGAUUGCCGGCAAGCUUGGUUCCAGCACAAUCAGACUCAAGAAGCUUUGGAACGAAGUCCAGGAUGUGCCCCGCGAGAUCAGCCAGCUCGUCGAACAGGUUGAUAUUCUUAACUCCAUUCUUACAGAGAUGGAUAGGGAGUUCAGUCAGGCAGGCGCGCCGAGAAUUGGCACUUCAGAUGCUAGUCUAAGAUGCUGUCAGCAAGUGGCGAACGAGUUGGAGAUACUGGCGACAGACUUACAACAGCAAAUUCUUACCGCGAAGAAGUCACGGAGGAGCAUAACGAAGCUCAGAGUUACGCUUAAAAAGGACCUGAUACAGAGCUGUCAGCAAAAGCUACAGUUCGCCCUGCAAAUGGCGUUGCUAUCACAAAAUACGAGGAUAUUUGCCUCCAUCGCUAGUAGGACCGAGUCAACUAUGAGUGGCGCUGAGACACCGGAAACGAACGCAUUCACUGUCGAGGCUUACUCAAGCCGACAAGUGCGCCUGACAGACGAGCCAAACUUCGAAAGUUUAGCUUCUGUUAGGAGAGCAUCCAGAAUGGAGCCACUCCACAAUGCACAGUCUUCCUUCUUCGGCGGCUUUACCAGUCGGACUGUUCCGCACUCUAAGUAUCACGACGUUCAAGUAUACCAGGCACGGUUACAGCUACCUUGGUGGGUGUCAACGAGACUCUGGGAUAUUCAGUCAUACCGAGCGCAUGCUGGAUGGAAGUUCUCCCUGAGAGUUUGGACAGUCCGACCUCGCAACACUCCCAUAUUCAAUUAUAUACGGGACGGCUACUGGACACUCGCGCUACGUGAAAUCGAGGAGCAUCGGGCAUCUUUGUUCGACCGUGACGAUCGGGGAGCCACACUGCUACAUUAUGCAGUCCAAUCGCAAGAGCUGAAGAUCGUUCAUCAUCUGCUUGCCAUGGGCUUACGGUUGGACGACAUGCGAAGUCGGACCCAUAGUUUUCUUUAUUACAGGGUCGAUGACAGAAAGUCUUCGAAUGAUGUAUUGGAAAUAUUCAAGAUUUGGGUUUAUGUCUUGCUUGACGACAGCCCGGAGGACUAUUACACCCAAAAGGGAGCUAUCCUUGACCCAUUUGCCAUCUCUGGCUUUUUAUGGCAGGCUCAAGAAGCUCGCCAUUACAUGACGAAAAGCCUAGGUGCCACAUACUAUCAGCUCCCGGCGAAAGUCCGAUAUGCUCAUCUAAAUUGGUGCACAACGGAUCCACGAAAUCUGCUAGACGAAAUACAGCGCGACAAAGGCCUCCAGCCCGCAGACUUCAUUGUGGCACUCGAAACAUCAGCAUGUGGUUCUGUGACAUAUUUCGUGGAGAUGUACGCAUACAAUGUUACUCAUAAUUUUCGAGGUGACCGAUCUCACUGGAGAGAACUUGCGCGGUGGAUUCUACAAGCAGUGUCCUCUCAAAGUUUAAGCAUGCACACGUUUUUCAGUGCCAACGGAGAGGAAAUCCACUAUCAAACGCUACUUUUUACUGGUCUUCUCGGAAAUGUGUGGGAUUAUUCGAAAUAUAAACGCCAAACCUCCUUUUUUCUACGAAAGUGGCUGGAAGACGUACAGACCGCAGGUCAUGAACUUGAAGAAUACGGCCGUCAAGAGAUGGAGUAUUUCAAUUCCAUGGCGCGGCUGCGAGAAGAACGUUUGACCACCUGGUCUGAUGAAACUUUGAGAUAUGAGCGUGGUAUGCGACUGGUAUCAUUUGCGUAUGGGCCCGAAGCUGAAGACUGGAAUCUUGUCUGGAGUCUGGAAGCCGAGGAAUACGCCGGUGAGUUUUGGGAUCUGAUCGAGAAUCCGCCUUUACAUAUUCCGGGAGGAUGGGUGGACGAUGACAGUUCGGACUAUGGCUGGUAG
This is a messenger RNA of Colletotrichum costaricense, 1905 nucleotides long. RefSeq lists its product as uncharacterized. NCBI's taxonomy places the organism in Eukaryota, Fungi, Ascomycota, Sordariomycetes, Glomerellales, Glomerellaceae. Bases 1 to 1905 code for a protein of 634 amino acids. The transcript is spliced from 4 exons. The record is from RefSeq and is a predicted model, not a curated record. Gene Ontology annotation, molecular function: protein binding.